This is a messenger RNA of Lymnaea stagnalis (great pond snail), 732 nucleotides long. The record is from the annotation of a GenBank genome assembly. NCBI's taxonomy places the organism in Eukaryota, Metazoa, Mollusca, Gastropoda, Lymnaeidae.
GAUUCCAGUGUUCCCGGUGCUCUUUCCCUGAAUGCUGCGAUAUUCGCUUCUGUGUGUUUGGCAUCAAGGCUUCACACCACCUGGCAUGCCUUCACCACGGUGACGACAUCAUUUGAACUGUUUGCCCUCUGGCCACAUUUGAGGAAAAAUUUGAAGGUAGGCAAUUUUAAUCGGGGAUGACCUUCAGCUGAAGACUUAACACUCCUAUCUUUGCUGUUAUGAGUCUUUUUUUUAUGGUACAAAUAGUGGGGAGCUCCGCCAGAAAGGAAAUCCCUGAUGUUACCAUAGCAACGACACCGCCACUCUUCCUCUAUGUUUCCAGUGUUAACCAAAUGUCAUCCUAAAUCAAUUAAUGGCCUGUGUUCAAAGUUAUAUCUGGUCGUACAAUGUUUAGUGUUAGUCACGUAAACUUCAAAAGGUUAGUACACUUUUUAAUAACUAACAUUUUACUGUACAGAUUUAUAAACAGUCCCAUUCACUGGUACCUUUUGCAAGAUCAGACAUAAGCAUUUGAUUAGUGAAGCAAUUAUAUGUUCUAACGUUCUUUUUUUCCUCACUUAGAUGAGACACCAUGCACUUCACCAGUGGUUGAUCUUUGCCGUGACCCUGCUCUGCGUCGUGCUUCUGGGAACUAAGACCUACGUGGGGGCCAUGCUUUACUUUGUGCUGGUUGUGUUGAUAACUUUCAUCUUCCCAGCCUGGCUACUGAGUUUACAUUCACUGAAAAAGUAA